This is a messenger RNA of Trichoderma virens Gv29-8, 1109 nucleotides long. RefSeq lists its product as uncharacterized. NCBI's taxonomy places the organism in Eukaryota, Fungi, Ascomycota, Sordariomycetes, Hypocreales, Hypocreaceae. The record is from RefSeq and is a predicted model, not a curated record. Gene Ontology annotation, cellular component: RNA polymerase I complex; RNA polymerase III complex; RNA polymerase II, core complex. Gene Ontology annotation, biological process: DNA-templated transcription. Gene Ontology annotation, molecular function: DNA binding; DNA-directed RNA polymerase activity. Bases 119 to 820 code for a protein of 233 amino acids. The transcript has 3 exons.
GAAAAAAAAACCAAACCAUCGCGACAACGCGCAGCCGCCCCUUUCCUCCGACCUCUGGCCUUUCUCGAUCUCUCCUCGAGUCCCUCUUCCGAAAAGCGAUACAUCAAGCCCUGCCAAGAUGAUUGACGAUUUGCCCAACGAUGCCAAGUCCAAGGAGGUGGUGAGACUCUGGCGCGCGUGGAGGACUGUUCACGAGAUGGUGGCAGACCGAGAGUACGAGCUCGCCGAAGACGAAGUCACCAUCUCUCUCGACCGGUUCCGCGACGAAUACUGCCAUCCCGACGGCACCGUAAACCGCGCCAAACUCCAAUUCUCCGCCCGUCCCAGCGACUCCAUGCUCCGCAAAAACACCCCUCCCGCCACAGCCUCCAACCCGGACCCCGUGCCCGACUGCGGCCCCAUCUGGGUCGAGUUCCUGACGGACAAGCAGUUCGGCGUCGGCCAGAUCCGCCAGUUUGCAAAGUACACAAUCUCCAACAACUACAAGACGGGCAUCAUGGUCACCCACGUGCCGCUGUCCCCCGCCGCCCGCAAGUCGCUCGCCAGCGUCGAGAACCUCGCCAAGAUUGAGUGCUUCCUCGAGGACGACCUGCUCGUCAACAUCACCCACCACGAGCUCGUGCCCCGCCACGUGCUGCUCUCUCGCGAGGAGAAGAUUGCGUUGCUUAAGCGGUACCGCCUCAAGGAGACGCAGCUGCCGCGUAUUCUGCAAAAGGACCCCGUGGCGCGGUAUCUGGGGCUCAAGAGAGGGCAGGUUGUCAAGAUUAUCCGAGUCAGCGAGACGGCGGGUCGAUAUGCCAGUUACCGACUGUGCGUUUAAUGGAAUGUUGUUCAGCCCGAAUCUUCCAAUUUUUUGAGUAGGGAGACGUCGGGGAUGGGGAUUGAAGAGGACGACGACAUGGGGAAGGGGGCAUGUGCUCGCGAAGAAGUAACCAAAAAAACGAAAAACUUCAAGUUGGAUUAUCUCAGCUGGAGGGGGUGCAGCGACAACGCUGUUCGAUAUAUUAUUUUGCAUUUGCAGUGUCAAAGCUGGCGUUUUGGGGGGGGGUUUAUUACUAGAAUUACGAAAGAAACCAAUUCAAUAAAUUACCAAGCAUUUUCAAAUCUUC